CAUGGGAUAAAAAUUUGCGCCAUGUUGGUAGGCAGCGUCUGAUACUAGUAUUUACGUUUCGCCUGUAAAUAAAGUGUUUUUGUAGUUGCUUUUGGCACGCCUGAACAGCAAGCUCGUCUCCAACGAUGAGUCCGGCGGAAACGAAAAAAAACAAGCGACGAAAGAACAAGAAGGUGGCACGUUCUCCAGGGAAAGAACGGAUUGAAGGCGAAGGCAUGUCUUCAGAUGUUGGCAGUGCUAAUCCCUGUAUUGGCCAAAGCGGAAAGGAUAUCAUUAUGGAUUCAUCAUUGUCAAAGUCAUCAUGUGGGCCAAGAGAGGAAGUGCAUGAGUGCAUUCUUUGCUCAAGGACUCUUGACACUGGUGCCACUGCAGAAGCAGAUGAUAACAAAGAUGUUGUGGAUAUCUUUGGACCAGAAGCUGUAUGGGAAAGGUUGAAGUCAGAGGCCUUUUGCUCACCAGAUGCCUUUUUCAGGGAAGACCCCGACUUGGCUGCUGCGCUGAGAGAUGGAACCUUUCCAAGGGAGUUUUUGAAUUUAGCUGAUGAUUGUGAUGCUUCUGUGUGCGUAUGUGAACGCUAUAACAACUGGAAGUUAUUUGACCCAGAUACAGACCAAAAGGAUGUUUUGUGCUGGAUAGGGGUGAAGCGGACAUUGCAACGAAUAUACGAGAAGGCAGGACUAGGGAGCAUGUGUGUGUCUUCCUUGUGCGAUGACCAGCCAUCUCUAUCAGAUGCUGAAGUGCGUGCCAUGGUGUCGCACCUACGCCGCAAAGACUCUCAUCACCUGCUUCAAUGCCUCAAGUACCAGGUUCAACAGUUUGUAGUAGGGUCACGCCUGCGCAUACUGCGCGAGCUGGUGACUGGGUCCCAGGUCGAAGAAGCUCUUGUAGCAGAGUAUGCAAAGCUGCGACUUGCCUGGGAAGGACUGAACCCCCUGCUCGACGAACUGGUUACACUCGACCUCAACAAAUAUGGUUUGUCCUGGGAGGUGGUGAAUAAGUACCUAUUUCAAGCUAUUAUCUACUCUGAUCCAGAGAUUUACAAAUCUGUGACAGACUUGCUCAACCAAAGACACUGUGCAAAGGUCAAACAAGAUCAUAAAGCAUUAUUUGAGCUUGACAAGGAUAUGACAAUUGCCACCAUAAUCUGGAGGAAAGUGCAGCAGAUUGUAGAUGAACCACAUCAGUUAGAGCAAGUGUUACCUGCCCAAUGGCUGCCGCCUAGUUGGAAAUCGAUUGACCCAGAUCUUAUAGCCAAGAAUGUUGGAGAGUGUUGCAGAAGCCUUUUAGCCGGUGAACUACCACAAGAGGGGUGUACUGCAGAGCUAGAACAGCAGCAGUGCUACCUGGCAGCAGCCUCUGGCAUGGUGUGCUCAUUUGUGGAUGUCCAGCCAUCUAUAUCAGCAGCAGGAGAACCACAGUCAACGCUGCACUUGUCAACAUCACCACCACUGUCUGGAACUGCUUGGGGUCAUGAGGGAGAUACGUGUGGUCCUGGGACAAAUAGCCAGGCAUCUGAGGCCAACCUUCCUGAAAAGCAGGUUGCAGAGACGUGCGAGUGUCCUGCCUGCACACAAAUGCAAUGGAACCCGCAGUCACUGCUGCAGUUGUAUGGGGCACGUCCAAUCAACCUUGACAUAGACUCGCUGGACUUAACGCAGAUCAGGGACUGGGAGGGGAGCCAUUUCAAGUCACGGCAUUCUAGUGCUGAGCAAUCACCUCAGCCAGUACCCCCAGGCACUGCCUCAGGUCAAAGCUCCCCAACCCCUGCACGUCGACACUCUGAGCCCGGAACUUGCGGGAACUCUGACUGUGAUAAUGCCUUGUUAGAUGGUGAGGACUCAAUGGAUGAUACGUGUUCAGUGCAGAGCUCCUCGACAACAGCCUCCAACAAACGCAGUGCCGGCGACAGUCGUGUCUGUGACUGUUGUUAUUGUGAAGUGUUUGGCCAUGGGGCGCCUCCUAUGGCUCCUGUUAGCAAGAAUUACCAAGAAAUGCGAGACCGGUUACGACAUAUCCUUAGCAAACGAAAGGCAGAGGCAAUUCACAUGGCCAAGCAGCGGCAACAAAAUGAUCAUAAGGAGCGGCAUGAAGAUGAUAGAGAGGUUGAUGAACUGCUCAACUACAUCAAUGGAACCGACACGGGAGGCCGUAGAAAAGAAUCCACACAUAUGGCUGUGGAAUCCAGCGUUGCGAACACAAAUUCCUCAUCAAUGGUGAAGGGGACUCUGACCAAGCGACAUAAACGUAAAACCAAGAGGAGAGAAGAAAUUGACAAGACAAAGGAAGCAAUAGAAAUAAAGCUUCCUUCUGUUAUAUCAAGGCUAGUACAAGCAGAAACAGAGGUGCAGAAGGCACCAUCAUCACCAAAGGCAGUGGUGAACCGAAAAGAAGCCUGCAAAGAGAAUGGAAUCCGGUUGAACAAGUGUUCUAAAAGUAAUGGCAUGAGUACCAAUGGUAAUAGCUGCAUCGCCAGCAUUCGAGAACUGAAUGAAGAAUGUCUCCCACCGGAAGUGUCCUUGCGCAACAAGGUGACUUCCAGCAUAGCCAUAAACACAACGUCUAACAGCCGAGGACCCACAACAUCAAUAUCGGGUAAUGUGUUCAUCAUUGGCAGGCCAUCAUUACCUUCAGAAACUGGCGGCAUGUUCAGCAAAGAAACUUUGUCAAAAAUGACCAUAGGAGAUGUGGAGUUAUCGGUGACAUCAUCUACAGUGCCUGCGAAUAAUGUGAUAAAGAAAGUGACCCAGGACCGGAAAGCCUGCAUACCUGGAACUGCAAAACAUCGUCAUCAGCAAAGCUGCUCUGCAGAUCAGCGUAUAGAAGCCAAAAAAGAACUAUGCAUUACACACCAUCUCAACGGCACACAGAAUGCUUCCAAAAGCAAGAAGUCUAGGAAAAAAAAGAACUCAACUGAUGUCACAUCUCCAGAUGAAGUAUUUCUGCCAAAGGAUAUUGAUUUGGAAAGUGGUGACCUGGAUGAACUGGAACGUGAAGUGGAAGCUUUUAAAAGGUUUUGUUUCAAUUCCGUGCCUGUGCCCAACAAAGAGAAAGUCCACGUCAACUUGAAGGACAUUUUGCUACGAAGGAAGCAGUCCUCAGCCACAGUGAUGUCAACGGGUUUGCUGCAGAGAACGUAAUGCAGCAGUGGCCUGUUUUCAUCUCUAUGUGAUGCUCCCAGUCACAACCCAAAGUUAGGGUCCUUGGAGUUCGAAAAACUUGUGAAGCAGUUGUACUCUGUUAAGGACAUUGUUGUGUUACAAAGGGUCCUGUUUGUUUAAAGCCGAAAAAAUAUAAUAAAUCUCUCAGAGCAUCA
Rhipicephalus microplus (southern cattle tick) is the source of this 3313-nucleotide messenger RNA. RefSeq lists its product as uncharacterized. The record is from RefSeq and is a predicted model, not a curated record. Lineage: Eukaryota; Metazoa; Arthropoda; Arachnida; Ixodida; Ixodidae.